Molecule: messenger RNA, 2637 nt
Organism: Columba livia (rock pigeon)
Lineage: Eukaryota; Metazoa; Chordata; Aves; Columbiformes; Columbidae
Gene: MSX2
Product: msh homeobox 2
Exons: 2
Coding region: 127-906 (259 amino acids)
Biological process (GO): embryonic morphogenesis; regulation of transcription by RNA polymerase II
Cellular component (GO): nucleus
Molecular function (GO): RNA polymerase II transcription regulatory region sequence-specific DNA binding; DNA-binding transcription factor activity, RNA polymerase II-specific
Source: RefSeq, a predicted model, not a curated record
CCCCCAGAGGGGGAAAAAGGGGGGCGGCCCCGCAGCGCCUCACUCGCGCAGUCCCCGCGCAGGGCCGGGCAGAGGCGCAGCGCAGCUCCCCGGGCGGCCCCGCUCCUGCCUCGCUCCGCACCCGCGAUGGCUUCUCCUUCCAAGGCGAAGGAGGUUUUCUCCUCCGACGAGGAGGGCCCGGCGGCCGGCGCUGAGGAGCACCACAAAGUCAAGGUGUCCAGCUUGCCGUUCAGCGUGGAAGCCCUCAUGUCCGACAAGAAACCCCCCAAAGAACUGCCGCUGGCCGCGGCGGGGGGCAGCGCCGACGGGGCGGCCGUGGGCACCUCCAGGAACCUGCUGCUGCCGGGCCACGGCUCCCGGGACGCACACAGCCCGCCCGGGGCUCUUACAAAAACCUUCGACACCGCUUCGGUCAAAUCGGAGAACUCGGAGGACGGCACGUCCUGGAUUCAAGAGGCCGGGAGAUAUUCCCCUCCGCCAAGACACCUGAGCCCCACUGCCUGCACCCUGAGGAAGCACAAGACGAAUAGGAAACCCCGAACCCCAUUCACCACUUCCCAGCUGCUGGCUCUGGAGCGCAAGUUCCGCCAGAAGCAGUAUCUCUCCAUCGCCGAGAGAGCCGAGUUCUCCAGCUCCCUCAACCUCACAGAGACCCAGGUCAAAAUCUGGUUCCAGAAUCGGAGGGCUAAGGCCAAGAGACUGCAAGAAGCUGAGCUAGAGAAGCUCAAAAUGGCAGCGAAGCCCAUGUUGCCGUCUGGGUUCAGCCUCCCUUUCCCCAUCAACUCUCCCAUCCAGGCUGCCUCACUGUAUGGAACAUCCUACCCUUUUCACAGACCUGUGCUCCCCAUCCCGCCUGUUGGACUCUAUGCUACUCCUGUUGGAUAUAGCAUGUACCACUUGUCCUAAGAAGAUCAAAAAGACAAAGCGACAGUGAGACAGACUUCCUGGUGGAUCAUGUCCAGCCCUGAGAAGGCAGGACCCCAGCCAGUACUGGCCAUUCUUUCUGCACACUUUCUAUCCGCCACCCUGAGCGUACAGGAGUUUGCGUUAGCAAAGCAAGGCAUCCUGUAUGCUACGGGUUGGGUGUCUUCCGAGACACUCUGAGAGCUCAGAGUCUGAUCCUCAAAGAAAAAAAAAAUGUGUAAAAAACAAAGAAAGAAAGAAAAAAAACAUAAACAGGAAAAAAAAAAAGCAUUUGAGCAAAUGUAAGUUUUUUGUACAGUGCACAUAAAACCAGAAUAAAAAGGAAUAGGUGAAAAAGCAAUUUCAUCUUAGGGAGGCAGAGAUUUUCUGAUGCCUUCUUGAUGGGGCCAACGCAUAUUUAAAGUAAGAGGGGUGCAUGCCCUAAACCCACACUCUCAAGUGUCAUGGCUUAACUAUGGGGUCUGGGGGGGCGGGAAAUGAAAAGAUCUAAUAAAGGUUUGGUUGGUUUUGGUUUUUUUGUUUGUUUUGGUUUGUUUUUUUUUCUGUUUGUUUUGUUGUUUUGGUCAUUGUUUUUGUUUGUUUGUCUUUUGUUUUGUUUUUCUGUUGUUUUGAUUUGUUUUGGUUUUUUAAUAAGAAAACAGAGCCCUUAGUUAAAGACACCGUGUAAAUAGAAACUAGACCCAGUAGAGUCUGAGCAAUGUUUGGAACCAGCAAGUUCCUGCAUUUCUGGGGGUAGGGAAAAUUUUUGCACCCCAUACCUUGACAGAUGUUUGCAACAAGGUGAGCAUCAGGGGCCCUAAAUAUAGAGCAACAACUUCAUCCACCAUUGGCUCCUGUAAUGCCUUUGUCUGUAUAAACAGCUUCAGCAUUUCUAAAGCACUGUGAGGGGAGGUAAAGUGCAACGGAGGGUUAUUAGGCAGUCUGGGUCUUUAUCUCUUCCUGUUGGCAUACUCAGAAAUUUUUGGCUACAGCCAGGUAAUCUUGGCUCUGCAAUGUUAUUUGAAAACCAGAAGAGAGGGAAGGAAGCUUUCCGGGGAAAGAUGUGGGUUGUUUCCAGAGUGGUGGUGAGCAAAGGAUUGUUGAACACUUCUGGGAGAUGUUUGGGGUUUUUUAUUAGUAUUUGCAUCAGUCUGUAUUAAAUAGAAGAAUGCUCCAAGUCUUCCUCUCCUUCCCUUGCUAAGGAUGCCAACAUGACUCAUACUUUAAGCCCUUCUUAAGAGAGAUCCAGGUAUCACAAACAACUCUACUAGUAGGAUGGUGGGAUGCCAAGAGACUGUGUAACCUGUCUGUCCCUGCGGGAGCUUCCCAUGCACCGGCAGGACCUUCCCCAGGCUUCUCCUUGUAACUAUUGUAUUAUGUGUAUUAUUCUUGCUGAACUCUGUGAGAAAGUUACUCCAGAGCUUAUCCUGGAUUGGUUUUUAGCGUGUUGUUCUGGAAGAAAAAAGGAAACAAACAAGGGAAAGGGGGGAAAAAAAAGAAAAGAAAGAAAAAAGCCACUAGUUUUGGCUGGUUUUUGGUUGUUUUGACCCAGGCACUGUCGCCACCUGGGACCCACUAUAAGUGAACUUCCCCUCUCCCUUCCCCUCGUCCCUAAUCUUCCAUUAUAGGAAAGUCCCUUUGAAAGGGAUGCCUUGUACAAUUUUAUAUAUUUUAUUGAAGAUUUAUUAUUUCUUAUCUCUUAUUUCAAAUUAAAUUUUAAAAAAGAAAAAAACA